AUAGUAGUUAUAUUUUACUAACCAAAUACCGAAAAAACCGAACCGAACCGAAACUAACCCGAUAUUCGGAUUGAACACCCGUAAUCCAAAUGAAGCCAAACUAUUGUUUCAUUCUCCAAAAUAUAAUAAAAAUAAUAACUUAAUCCCGCGCAAGGCGCGGAUCUUAUCCUAGUAUAUAUUAACUCUAAUCACCUUGCAAAUAAAAAAAUAUUCUCUCUUUCUCAGAUGAUCAAUUAUUAGACUACCAGUAAAGGUAAAGCUUGAUAUACUUUAAGAUUUCUUCUUAAGACCAUUGCGUCUAACACGUAAGGGUCACAACUGAGUUUUUGAGAUUAGGGCCGGACAUUUUAUCCGUUAAAUUUGAUUCGAUUCGUUAUUUGUCUCGAUUCGAUCCGAAAUUUCUAGAUAUCCGUAAAUUUUUGAAGCAAAGCAAAUAUUAAAAAUCAAUAUCCGUUAAAAUCGAAGCAAAUCACAAAUAUCAAAAUUUUGGAAAGCGGAUAUCCGCUUCGAUCCGGAAAUAUAUAAAUAUAUAUACAUCUUGAUUAUACUUCAUGUUUUAAAUAUAUAAGUUUAUAUAAUUGUUAUUAUAACAUAUGAUUUGACAAAUUAUAUUCACAUUAUUACUUAUAUAAAAUAAUUACAUAAAAAAGAAGAGAAAAAAAUAUAAAAAAAUUAUAAUUUUUUCUUAAGUUUUGUGUUACUAUAAUUGUUAACUAAGUUUAAAAUUUACAAAAUAUGUAGUUUCACUAUUUCUUUUAGUUUUUAUUUUGUAUAUCAUGCAAAAAUAAAUAUUAAAAAAUAAAUUUGUAUUAAUUUUUUAAGAUUAUUUGUAUUAAUCAAAGUGGAUUAGAUAUCCGUAAGUAUUCGUAAAUAUCCGCAAAUAUCUAUUUAUUUUUUGGAUAUUCGUAUCUUUCCGAAGCAAAGCAAAUCGAAAAAUUAAAUAUCCGUAACAUACGAAUAAAUCACAAAUACUUUCAAAAACCCGGAUAUCCGAUCCGCGUCCAGCCCUACUUGAGAUCCAUUAUUUGAUCCUCGGCAAAUCAGGUAACGUAAGAACAAAUGAGUUCAUGUGAUGCUUUUCAUGAUCUAUAAAUAGUUCUAAGAUUUGAAAAAAGCUAAAUGAAUACUCUAACCUUUGGCACAAAUAGACAAAGUUGUAACAAAAAAAGGAAACAAUAUCAAAGUGAUGUUGGAAAAAAUAAUAUACAACAUACUUCUCUUCUGCAAAAUAACCGGUUUGAUAUGGUAUCUCAAAAAUCAAACCAAGCUUUAAUUCAUUUGGGAAUAUAUCUAUUUAUCUAUCUAAGAAGUGAUUUUGUUGUUUUGUCAUGUAUUUUUUAUGAUUAUAGGUAAAUCAUUAAUUUUAAUAAAUAAUUUUAGUGAUUUAGCUGAUUUAUACGAUUUACUAACAAUUUUAAUUUAAUAAACAAUUUUAGUAAUUUAGUGAUUAUAGUGAUAUAGCUAACAAUUUUAUUUUAGUUUGAUACUAAAAAAUUUGAGUGAUUUAGCUAACAAUUAUGGUUAAAAAAAAAAUUUAUUUUCAGUUUGAUAUUAGUUUUUUCAUGUUGGAGCAGGAGGUUGCUAGCUAAAAUGUACUCCCUCCGUUUUUUUAUAUAAGUCGUUUUACAGCUAUGCACGUAGACUAAGAAAACCAUUAAUUUCUUAUAUUUUCUAAACAAAAACAUCAUUAAUUAUUUACCUAACCACAAUUUAACCAAUAGAAAAAUAGAAGAUAUAUUAUUAUUGGUCAUACAACAUUAGUUAUUAAUAAAUUUUACAUAGAAAACCGAAAACGACAUAUAAUUUGGAACAAACAAAUUUCUCUAAAACGACUUAUAUUAAAAAACGGAGGGAAUAUAUUUUAAUUUGAACUAAAAAGCGGACAGAACCAAUGAACCAAUCAGACCAUGAUUUUUGAACGUUGACUAGGGUGCAUACUUUCAGAUAAUAAUAAGAUUUCAAACAAAUAACUAUAAGAAGAUUGAAUUUUCCCUUAUCGUUUGUGUUUAUAGUUUCUAACCAAAGUUCUGUCUGUUUAUUUAUUAAUAGAUGCCAAAGAAGAAGAAAAAUGGUUGCUUUCUCUGAUGGUUGUGAUGUAAAUGUAUUCUAACAGCAUUACUUGUAGUGUAAAAUUGUUUUCUUUGGUACCAAAAGAACAAAAACGUUACAUGCAUCAGAUUCAACUCAACCGUAAUUUACACUUUGUUCUUUCCCACCCUAAAUAAAUGUAAUAUAACUGUAUAAAAAAACAAAUGUUUUGUAAAAUAAUAACUAAAAUUAGAUUUAAAACGCGUUACUAUUAUCUAAAAAUCAAAAUUGUACUUAGAAUGCAGUUUAAAGAUUACAGAUCUUUUUAGAUUUUUCUUUCCCGAACAUAACAUUUUAAUAUUUUUUUCACCAGAAAUUUCCUUUUGUUUUAAUUCUCAACCACUUCAUGUCAACAACCGUAGCAAAAAACAAUCUAAUUUGUUAAACUUCUUAGGUUCAUAAUUUAACCUCUUUCAAUUUUUUUUUUCUUCCAAUUAUUUAUUUUUUCGUGGGACCCAGAUUUCAACAAAACUGUUUCAGAACGUCUUCUAAAACAUGUGUUUGGUCUGAGAAAAGAAUUGUUUUCGAACGUUCGAAUUCUAUUAGCCGUUUGGCUUACACAAAGAGAGAAAACAAUAAUUCAGAGAGAAAAAUAUUGUUUUGAGGAUUGGCGCAAUGGGAGAAUCUGCAGUUCUAUUUCAUUCACAUUCGUUCGCAGCUCCUCUUUCUCGUCAUGAAACUCAUCAGGAUAAUACUAUGCAUGCGCUUAGCCAAUCCGUCUCCUUCGGUAGAUUCAUGACAGAGAAUCUUGAGUGGGGGAAAUGGUCAAGCUUCUCGCACAAGAAGUAUGUCGAUGAAGCUGAGAAAUAUUCUCAACCUGGAUCUGUUGCGCAGAAGAAAGCUUUCUUUGACGCUCAUUACAAGAAAAUAGCCGAAGCCAAGAAAGCAAAAGCUGCUUCAGAUGACUCAAAACAAGAAGAACAACAACCAGAAAGUGUUGCGGUCUUGCUAAACACAUUGGAGACAUUGACUAAAGAUGAGGUUAAAGAAGAAGAAGAGAGUGGUGAAACGGAGUUAGUCCUGGGUGGUGAGGAGGCGGUUUUGAGUAUUGAGAAAGAUGAAGAAGAACCCGAAAGAACGAGUGUUGUUGUGGUCUUGGAACAAGAAGACACUGUGGUUGAUAACUCUGUGAUUGCAGAUGAUUUAAAGGCUCUUCUUGAAGUGCUUGAUGAGAAUCACAUAGAGGAUGCAGAGUUGUUGAAGAAGAGCUCUUCUGUUGGAGAAAAAGAAGAAGAGAGAAAAUCUGUUACCAAGAUCUCACCAGUGUCUAUGGAUAAAUCAGAAGCUCCAAAGAAAGCAAUGGAGCUUGUUGUCUCACAGAAAAUAAGUGAAAAACCGGCAACUCACAGUUCCAUGAAGAAGAACAAAUUCAGUUUCUUGAAGCUUUUGAUGGGCAACACUAAAACUCAAGAUCAGAACCCAAAGAGAAAGACUGAUAAGAAACCGAACAAAAUGUUUCUCUGUCUUUGCUUCAACCCUGAGAUGGUGAGGGAAACAGAAGGGCCAACCAAAACACAGAGGAAGAAUCUCUGAGAAGAAGAGAUUGAAUCUUUUCUGUUGGCUUGAAAGCUCUUAGAAAAGACCUGUCCUCAGAUUCAAGUAUGGUAGAAAAAUAGAAUCAUUGAGUGCACAGUGGUAAAACAAAAAAAUUGAGAUACCAGAAGAAAAAAAAGUUUGCUUCAUUUUCUUGUAUUGUAUAUCUAAUGAACGUUUUGUUGUAUGUUUGUUUUACAUACUCAUCAUAUUGAUAUAUUUGUUUGUGUUGUUGUUCAUUGAGAUGUGAGUGCAGGAACCUCUGUUCUGAUUUGGAAUGAGAUGAGUUUGUUUAGUAUAAAGGUACAAUAAACUUUACAUGAUAGUUUAGUUUGAAAUCAUAUUUAAACAUACACUAAUUAUUCCGAAGUUGUUGAGACUUCUGUUCUGAUUUGGAUUGGGAAUCAGUUGUUGAGUAAAUGUUUCAGCUUUGCAUAGAUUAUCCCAUCUAUAUUAUUAAAACUGAAAUAUUUUUUUUGUAAUGGUUGAAAAUAUCUAUAUUAUUAAAAUUGAAGUAUAUUUUCGUAAUGUUUGAAAAUAUGGAUAAUAGUAUAAAUAAGAAUUGUUAGGAAAACAUGAAUAGUAGUAUAAAAAGAGUAUAUUAUUCUUUUAGUAAUUUCAUUAAUAUAAUUACAUUAAUUGUAUUUCUAUAUUUUUUAAUAAUUUUAUUAAUUAUAUUACUUUAAUAAUACAUCACAUCAUUAAUUAUAUUUCUAUAAUAAUAAUAGUACAAAUUUUAUUUAUUAGUUUUUAAAACUGAAAUACCUUUUCGUAAUGUUUGGAAAUAUGGAUAGUAGUAGAAAUGAGAAUUGUUAGGAAACAUGGAUAAUAGUAUAAAAAAAAUUGUUUUUUUAGUAAUUUUAUUAAUAUAAUUAUAUUAAUUGUAUUUUAAUAUUUCACUCAGUUUAACAAUUUUAUUAAUUAAUUUACCUUAACAAUGCAUCACAUCAUUAAUUAUAUUUCGAUAAUAAUAGUACAAAAAAUUAUUUAUUAAUUUUUUUAAACAUUGUAUCGACUUCUUCACCAUCCUUACCAGACCGAAACCCGGUUUAUCGUUUUCGGUUUAUUUCUACUCACAUACAUGUACUUUAGUUAGUUGAAAUUUUUCUUUUUAAUACUAGAUAAUUAUGCUAUUAUUUUAUUUAUUAGUUAAUCAACAUUAACUUUGUGCCAAUUGUAAAAUAAAAAAUACAAAAUAACAGGGUUUUGCAUGUGGUUAAACGUUCGGUUUAGUUUAUUUUACUAAAACUUUUUUUAUAUUUUAGUGUCAAUCGGUGGAAAAUUGCGUAGCCAAAAACAUAAUUUAAAGACAUGUUUUUGUGAAUAAAAUAAUAACUUAAAUUAAAAUCAUAAAAAUGUAUUACAUUUAUUCUCGCUUAAUUUUUCACUUCAUAUAAUUAUUCUACUAAAUAGAAGCUCUUUCUAGUUCACUUAAUUUAACCAAACACAUAAAAAUAGUCAUUUUUAAUAGUUUAUAAAAUUACUUAGGCAUGAACAUUGGUUAUCCAUUUAGGUAUGAGUUAUUUUUUUGGAUAUCAUUAUUAUUAUUUUUUAAUUAGGCUCUACUUGAAUAUUAUAAAUUUAUGUGUGGGUUUUGAGUUGGAUCCUUUUAGGUCAAGAUUAGUUGUGUUCUAAUGUAUAAGAACCUAAAAAUAUCUAAAUGACAAAUGUAUCUGAAAUGAAUUCAAAUAUUUGUACCGAAAAUAACUAUAUUAUCCAAUUCGAUUCAGGUUUUUUGAAUACAAUUAGUUAUAUCACGACUCAUCUAAAAUAUAUAACAUUAAUUAUGAAAAACAAAUUUUAAUGUAUAAAAAUAUAAAAACCAAUACCCGUAUGGUGCGCGGAUCCAUCUCUAGUUAUCUUAUACAAUAAAGUUAGAUUAUCUGUCUGCUCCUGCUGCCACGUCACUCUGGAGACCAGAGGGGCGUUUUGCGCCACGUGUCAGUCUAUUAAACAUUAAUCAUCGAACGUAUUUGUAUGUCUGAGUUUUCAUGUUUUCUGGGCCUAUUGGAUUCUUAGAGUAUUUUGCACACAGGCCCAUAUUUUUAAGUUUUCUCCGCUAUUCUGAUAGAGAGAUGCGAAACAGAGCCCCUGAGCCACCGUAACCUUUCAGAUGACACCGGCUCCGAAGCGUAACGCUUGCUUCAGUCAUUCACACCACAUUAAAGCUACCAUAACGUGAUUCACACCAAUGAUUCCACUCUUUUGCAUUCAAUCGGUUUUAGUCUCUGUUUUACGAACUCCAUCAACGGUGACUUCGCACCUUCUUCUUGCUGAUCCGAUAGCUGGACGUUGACUGAUAAGGAAAGCAGGGACGACGAGGAUGGCUUCCUCAUUGGGUUGUCUCACCGACUCACUCCCUCAACUUAACACUUCCUUCCUUCAAUUCCAAGUCCGAGCUAUAGAUAAGGAUGAGAAUUAAAAGAAGCACACGCGAAGACCAAAACGCUAAGGCUAACUCUCUUUGAAAACGUUAAGUUCUUGCGGCAACGUCUCACCUAUUAGCUUUCUUAAGGUUCACAUGAAAACUUAGAGAAGAGCCGAUGCCGCACGAACUGCUAGACAGACUGUGCGAGAGCUCGAAUGGCUGUUUGACAAGCAAGAAAAUGUGAACUAAGGAUUGUUGACAUGCUACUUCUUGACAAGAAGGCAACGCUGAUUCAAGGAUCUGUUAGUGCGAGCCUUGAUCUACAUACCUGUUUGUAACGGUACACACUAAUGUCAAUAAAUCAAAACACUGAUUUGGUUGUUCCGUAUCAUUUCCAGCUUGACACAUCAGGUAUAGACAACUUUCUUCAGUCAAUUGGAAGAGAUUAUGUAUACAUUGAUCUUGAGGCAAAUGUUCUAAACAUUUUACUUGAGAACUCAUGUUCCUUUCUUGAGGUUUUGACAUUUAAAUCUAUUUUUUUUACUAUUAUAGGCUAUCUGAUUAUUUUCUGUCUAAUUCAGUUGUUGUUCUCGAGCUUCCUGACAAAACAAACUCUGUUCAAACCCAUCCUCCAAAGAUUGCGACAGCAGAGAAAUCUAAGCAUGUCGCUUCAGCCAACCCGAACAAGCCAGCUGGUAAUGUGAAGAGUGUCAUGGAAAAUUCAGCUCUAUUAAUAUUCAAGAACCCAAAGAAAUUUGUGGAGAAUUAUUUUGGACAAAACAUCGGCUCUGUUGUUGUCUGAGGGUCACGUUCAAAGCUCCACCUAUAAAUCUGCGAUGAACAGGAUCACCUAAACUAAAUCAAAUAUACUUUCUCCGUCAAGCACCAUCUCCAUCCAUGGCAACCUCGCACCUUCUGGUGAAAUUUUGGGUGGCACGCAUUGUCAAGAAAGGAAGCGAGCGGGGUGUGGACAUGCUCUUAUGACGAGAAGAGCUUUCUUUAAAACUUUCUUUUAAUACACACCAGCUGGUAAAGUGCUCAUCAACUACUACUGUAAGAGCCCGAAAGCUUCAUCUCUUGAGUUUACAAAGUACAUCAAACGAGAGCAUAUGAUCUCCAUGAUGUUCAAGCAUAUGUGCAGAUGUGUUUUCUUAGUCAAUGAUAUGAGGUAAAUUCUUAACCCGCUUAAAUAACAAGCAAAUGGAGAGAAUGUGGAGGCUUAACCAGAAACACUUGUGAAACGUCUUACACACCUCGCUGUUAUGUACUAGAACACAGCUUAUAGUGGAGUUUUUUACGCCGGUACGAAGUUUCAGCCGAGGCGACCGUAAGAGGAGGUUCGGUUUGUAUGCUGACCCAGAAUAACUGGAGAAUUACUCAUUUUCUACCUUUUUCCUUUGCCCUACCAUUUUAGUUAUGACCACCACCAGUGACCACCCAUACCUAGUUUUGACAAUCGUGAAGGUAAUGACUACCCCGGUGAUGACAGUCUUGGUAUUGGAGCUGUGGAGACAAGUCCCUCCCCUGUUGUGGACAGAAAUGUGUCAGUGAACACAAAAGAUUGUACUGCUGAUGGUGGUUGUAGGUGAAAGUUGAAACAACUGAGACAAAUGCACCAAAUGAUCCCUGUUGAUGCCAAAAAUACUGGAGAGGAAGAACCAGCUCGGGAGGAUGCAGACUCCACUAAGAAGACCCCACAUAAAUUGAAAUCUCACCUACGAAGGGAAAGAGUCUGUGUGAAGACUUUUUUUUUUGUAACACUUUUUUUUUGUAACAUUUUUCAAUUGAGUUUUCUCUACUUUUAACUUUUAGUUCAUUCCAUGGGAAGUCUACUUAGUCACAUUAAGUAAAAAAGCUCAGUUUUCAGGUUUUCUUCA
This is a messenger RNA of Brassica rapa (field mustard), 7866 nucleotides long. RefSeq names its product protein WVD2-like 7. NCBI's taxonomy places the organism in Eukaryota, Viridiplantae, Streptophyta, Magnoliopsida, Brassicales, Brassicaceae. The record is from RefSeq and is a predicted model, not a curated record.